AUGCUCGCCUCCGCCGCAGCGGCGUCCGCCGAGGGGUCUACGGCAGCUGCGCACCGCCAGUCGCUGCAGUGGCUCUUUGCGCCCGAAGACUUGGCGCUCACGCCGUCGGUGCGCGCCGGCAUUGCGCCAGAGACGGAGCGGGCACUGCGCGCCAAGGGCGUCUCACACAUCUUUCGCAUCGGCGAGAGUCUGCGCUGCGGUCUGCACGUCCUGUCCACGGCCGCUCUCUUCUUCCAUCGCUUCUACAUGAGACGGGCCCUGCUGCCUCCUGGGACACGGUCUGCUUCAGCGCGCGACACGUUCGCCAUCCAUGAACUGGCUCCCGCGGCACUAUGGCUGGCGUGCAAAGUGGAGGAGAGCCAUCGGCGCGUCAAGGACGUAGUCGAGUACACCAUGAUGCUGAACGACAAGACGCCAGACGGGCUCAGGGCCCAGGAGAAGGGCGAGUGGCGCGUCGAUCAGAGCAGCAGGGAGUUUGGGCUGUGGCGAGACUCGAUCUGCUACUGCGAGACGGCAAUUCUCGAGGCGCUUUGUUUCGACCUGAUCGUCGACUGUCCGCACUACCACCUCACCACCGCUGCUCGCUUGCUCGGCGCCUCCUGGAACGUCACGCACCUUGCGGCAGAGCGGCUCACGAACCUCUUCUUCUCUGCGCUGGUCACUUGCUGGGACGCGCCGAUCCUGGCCGCGUGUGCGUUCGAGUUUGCGUGUCGCGAGGUCGGCAUCGACCCAGCCACAUUCUCCACGCCCGCGGAGUAUCGAUGCGGCGACGAGCCCUCGCAAGGCUGGCUGGACGCUUUUGAUGUGGAUGCGACUGAGCUGGAUGACGCCCUCCCACGCGUCGCCGAUUUUCUCGCAGAGCAUGCGCUGCACCCCACGCACCGCACAGCCGGCCCAUCGGCAGGUGGCUCUGCACUGCCGUCGACAGCAGUCACGCCGCGAGCGCGAACUGAUGGCAGUGCGCCGAUAACCAGCCUCGGUGGCACGCCCCUGGGCUUCGCCGGUCUCAGCGAUCCGGCCACACCUGCUGCCGCGACAGCCCAAGCAGCGCUGGCAGCGAACCCUCCUCCUGCGUCCUUGCUGGCGCCUGUCGCGGGGCCCAGUCACGCAAAGGCGCCGGGACCAGGAUUCAGCCCUUCCUCGCCCUCGACUCACGCUCGACCUCCGAGCCGGCAUGGGUCAGCCCCCACAGGCGCCUUUCCUCCUGCCUUCGGCGCGGCAACUGGACCCAGUCGGCUGGAUGACACGCGACUCCAGGAGCGCGCAAACGCUGUGGCGCCAUCUGCCACCGCUGCAGAAAGCGCGACAGCUGCUCCGUCUACGAGCGCCUAUGUGCCGCUCUCUCCGCCUGGACUGCGCAGUGCAACGCCAGAAGGACCCGCGCGCAAAGACCAUCCGCCACCAGCUGCUGCGCCGCCCACAGUCGCCGACACUGGCUCGCUUCGACUGUCUUCGAGUGAUGCGGCGGGCUCGACUGGCGAGACGCUGCCAUCAACUAGCGUCAAGCGUCCUCCCGCGCCGUCGCCACCCUCGAGCGACCGCGUCCAGCGCCGGCGCAUCGAUGUGGAGGAGCGGGAGGAAGGCGAGUCGAGCGAAGAGGAAGGGGCUCUGUAA
Molecule: messenger RNA, 1614 nt
Organism: Tilletiopsis washingtonensis
Lineage: Eukaryota; Fungi; Basidiomycota; Exobasidiomycetes; Entylomatales
Exons: 6
Coding region: 1-1614 (537 amino acids)
Biological process (GO): regulation of transcription by RNA polymerase II; positive regulation of DNA-templated transcription, elongation
Cellular component (GO): nucleus; cyclin/CDK positive transcription elongation factor complex
Molecular function (GO): cyclin-dependent protein serine/threonine kinase activator activity
Source: RefSeq, a predicted model, not a curated record